This is a messenger RNA of Erpetoichthys calabaricus (reedfish), 2256 nucleotides long. RefSeq names its product cell division cycle 7 homolog (S. cerevisiae) (gene cdc7). The transcript has 12 exons. The record is from RefSeq and is a predicted model, not a curated record. Lineage: Eukaryota; Metazoa; Chordata; Cladistia; Polypteriformes; Polypteridae. Gene Ontology annotation, molecular function: protein serine/threonine kinase activity; ATP binding. The coding region runs from base 108 to 1805 and encodes 565 amino acids. Gene Ontology annotation, biological process: mitotic DNA damage checkpoint signaling; protein phosphorylation. Gene Ontology annotation, cellular component: nucleus.
CCGCCCUGUUGCUUGACGUCACUUUUAGCGGGCAGUUUGUUGGCGGAACAAGGGAGAGAAGAAUACAAGGGUUAGAAGUUGGAAAUCGAGGAGAUUUUAUUUGAAAAAUGGAAAUGGCUACACAAGUGCUGUUGAAAGAAAAUAUAACCUGUUCUCAUUCAAAGGAUGACCAACAUGAAAGUGCUAAUAAUAUAUCUAGUACUGUUCAAAAGGAUAUACAGAAUCUAUAUGAAGCAGUGCCACAUCUUUUGAGAAUCUUUCAGAUAAAGGAUAAAAUUGGUGAAGGUACUUUUAGCUCAGUUUACUUGGCAACAGCAAAGCUAAAAUCUGGAAAUGAAGACCUGUUUGCGCUAAAGCAUUUGAUCCCUACAAGUCAUCCAGUAAGAAUAGCUGCAGAGCUUCAGUGUUUGACUGUGGCAGGUGGUAGAGAAAAUGUCAUGGGAGUCACCUACUGCUUAAGAAAGGAUGACCAUGUUGUUAUUGUAAUGCCAUAUGUUGAACAUGAAUCGUUUGUGGACAUUUUAAGAUCUAUGAGUUUUGAAGAAGUUCGACAAUAUAUGUUUAACCUCUUAAAAGCAUUAAAACAUAUUCAUCAUUUUGGAAUCAUUCACCGAGACAUCAAACCCAGCAACUUCCUUUAUAACCGCAAACAGAUGAAGUAUGCUUUAGUGGAUUUUGGGCUUGCACAGGGUACUCCUAAUACUACUGUAGAACUUCUAAAGGUUGUUAAACCUGAAGGACAACCAAGUAAGUGCUUGAAAAAUAAAUCUUCUCAUGCUUUUGGAAGUAAAAUUCCUCCUGCUAGUACAUCUUCAAAGGAUGCUUCUCGGAAUCAGUCCAUAAAGCCACCGGUUAAACGAUCCCUGUCACCUUUACUGCAGAAAAAUUCAAAGACCUCACUCUUGGUCAAUUCCCAGCGUUCCGUAUUUGGUGAAAAAAGCCUAAACAGCCUUAAUUCAAAUGAUGGAUCUGGGAGCAAGGUAAAUAUGGUAGUCAAACCAUCUAAGACAAUAAGUGUGCAGUCUCGGAAGAUUGCUUUACCUAAACGCAAGAUGGUGCCAGUUAAAGGUUCAGUUAGUACUGUAAGCAACCAAAGUCAAAAAUCAUCAAGUCAGUGUCCAAUAAAUUUGACAUGUGACUGUUAUAUGACCGACCGAGUUUGCAACAUAUGUCUGUCAAGGCGUCAGCAAGUUGCACCUAGAGCAGGUACCCCUGGUUUCAGAGCCCCUGAAGUUCUAACUAAAUGCCCCAAUCAAACAACAGCUAUAGAUAUGUGGUCUGCAGGAGUUAUUUUUCUUUCUCUUUUGAGUGGUAGAUACCCAUUUUUCAAAGCAAGUGAUGACUUAGUUGCUUUAGCACAAAUAAUGGCUAUUCGUGGAUCCAAAGAAUUGUCCAAAGCAGCCAAGACAUUUGGAAAAUAUGUUUUGUGCAGUAAAGAUAUUCCAGCUAAGAACUUAAGGACAGUGUGUGAGAAACUUCGAGGGAUCCAUACAUUCAAGGAAAAUAACUGUGAAAGGGAUAUCUCAAGAAACCUUAAUGACACGCAAAAUAGUCCUUAUUCAAAGGAAGAGUACUGUUUUAAAUCCUCUUUAAAACUACAACAUACUGUCGUUAAAGAGGUCCAACAGGAUUGUCAAAAGGACCCAGAAACCACUAAAAAGAUGUCAACUGUGGCAAUGGGAUGGGACAGAGUUCCUGAUACUGCAUAUGAUCUUCUUGACAAAUUACUAGAUAUGAAUCCUGCUACACGGAUAACUGCUAGCGAAGCCUUAUUGCACCCUUUGUUUGCAGGUUUACAACUCUAAUUUCUUCUUUAAAGCUGCUGGAGGUUUUAGUAUGACCUCCUCCCUGAAGGAAUAACUAAUUAAAAAUGUUUGGUUUUUUUAUCAAGAUGAGUGUAAGGCUUUAGGAGUUGUAAGAAAGGAAUAUCUAUGCAAAUAUACAUAAAAUCUGGCACAGCUGGAUAAUACAGACACUAUUAGUUAUAAAGUGACUUGUAAGUUGUCAUGAUUGGCAUGGGUUCCAGUGUCUACUCAUUUCUGAAGAAAGUGUGAAGUCUUGGUACGAUCUGUAUGUCUAAAAAUGUUGCAUUUCUAUGAUUAAUGAUCAGAUGUCAUAUGUUGUGGACGAUAUUGGGUGCUAACUUAAAUUCCGAAAAAGCAGUUUGUAUAUUUAUUUAGAAGUUUAUUUAAUGUUAUUUUAGUGUAAGAAGUUUUCAAUAUUUUUAAUCAGUUUAACUAUUAAAUUGAGUUUUUU